AAUGGAGAGGAUGAGAAAUGUGUGGUUCUUCAUCCUGUGUUUUCCUGCAGUCACCACACUGGGAGGACCAAGCAGAAGUUCUUCCAAACCCCGCUUUGUGACUGCCAACCACAGAGGGGAGGUCACUCUCUUGUGUGGGCUUAAUGGCACAAUGAUUGAGGAAGAAUUCCAAGUUGUCCUCUAUCAAGGUGCGGUGCAUAAAACAACAGUGGUCUGCAUUGCUUUCUUCUCCAACUGGACAAUUCAGCCCUCAAAGACGAAAAAUCUGUUCCGGUGUGAGUUUUGGUCUAGCCAAAGCAGUGUGUCCGUAACCAUCAAGGAUCUCAAUGUGAACGACACAGACCGGUACAUUUGCAAUACUUUUAAAACAUACCCGCCACCUUAUCUGAUGAUCUCCGGUCAAUGGACUAUCAUCCACGUCAAUCAGGUAGCCAGCUGUCCUCCAGAGGUGGAGACUGGUCAUUGGUUACCACUGACAGCGAUUUUCACCAGCCUAGCUGCACUGCUGCUCCUUUACAGUGUAUCUGUCACAGUGGUGUACUGCAGGCACAAGAUGAAGAUUGACGAGAUUUAUAUUAAUGUGAGGACAUAACAAGAUUCCGAAGAAGUCCAUGGCCUGAUUUCUUCCAGGGUCCAUGUGAUGACAUACCUCCCUAUAUCACCAGUUGAUGUCUUAGUUUAAGGAUCUCUGGCUAGCUGUUUAACUACCUACUGAAUCCCUACCUUGGCACUGGAUUAUGUGGAAAGUUGAUGUGGUUUCAGUAUGGAAGUGCCUAUUCUAAUCUUGGGAACUGACAAUUAGUUAACAGCCUCGUUCUUCAUCAUUAUACAUAAGAUAAGAACUUCAAUAAACUUUAGCAUGUG
Messenger RNA from Amblyraja radiata (thorny skate), 864 nucleotides. RefSeq names its product T-cell-specific surface glycoprotein CD28-like. NCBI's taxonomy places the organism in Eukaryota, Metazoa, Chordata, Chondrichthyes, Rajiformes, Rajidae. Gene Ontology annotation, cellular component: external side of plasma membrane. The record is from RefSeq and is a predicted model, not a curated record. The transcript is spliced from 4 exons. Gene Ontology annotation, biological process: T cell receptor signaling pathway; regulation of T cell proliferation. Bases 2 to 592 code for a protein of 196 amino acids.